UGUCACUGUCAGAGAUCAGCGAAGUAUUUUUUUUUGUAUUGCUCGUACUGCUCUCUUGGUUCUGGGGUUUAUUUUCAAUUACGAAAUUUACUAAAAAAUCUAGGUUCCACUAGAAAUAUACUGAUUUAAAUCGAAUAUUCAUCAUGGCAGACAAUCCUAGUGGUGAUUCACUAUCGGACGCUGAUAGGUUGAGAGAGGAUGAGCUAGCUCGAGAGCUGGAGCACAGUGACACCGAUGAAGAAAAUUCUCAAGAAAUAUCUCUAGAAAUUGAGGAGAAGCUGCUCAAAGAUGAACCUGAAUAUACAACAUUGGUGAAUUAUGAAGAGAACAUACAAAGCACAAAUAAACCAGACAAUGAAAUAGUUGAAACAUAUUCUGACAACUCACAAAAUGUGGAAACCAUCCACAAAGCUGAUGAACUGGGCAACAUCUACCUGGACAACUCGGAAACCUUUAUAAACUCACAAAUUGAUGACAGUAUAACAGACCCCGCUGGGAACUAUGAUUCAUACAUGUCAGAAUAUAAGUUUGACAAUGAAAAUCAAACACUUGAUAAUACCUCAUUGGAAACAAAUGAAGCUAGGAAUGAGACAAGUGAACAAGACGAGUUAAAAGAUAGCAUAGUGAUGCCAGAUAUGAAUGAGUUCCAGCAGAGUGAAGGAAAUUAUGACUCACAAACUGCUGAGGACAUGCUCAUGAGUGAGCGAGAAAGGGAGAAGAAAAGUAAGAAGGAGUUAGAAGAGGAAGAAAGAGAAAAAAUGCAGGUACUAGUCUCAAACUUCACUGAAGAGCAACUGGACCGGUAUGAGAUGUACAGAAGAGCCGCCUUCCCCAAAGCUGCAGUCAAGCGCUUAAUGCAGACCAUCACGGGCUGCUCAGUCGGCCAGAAUGUUGUCAUUGCUAUGUCUGGUAUAGCUAAAGUAUUUGUGGGAGAGGUUGUUGAAGAAGCCCUGGAAGUAUUGGAGAAGUCCGGAGAAGCCGGCCCGCUGCAGCCCAAGCACUUGCGGGAGGCGCUGCGCCGACUACGCAUGCGCGGAGCCAUUCCCUCGCGGAAGAUACACCGAAGUAUGUUCAAGUCGUAAUAUUAUUGUGUACCUUUUCCCUAAGACAUACAGACGGACUACAAUCCUACUUCAACUUGUGUGGGAACUGUAUGCCAAAUUAAAUAAUAAUCGGUAUGCAGUUACCAUCCAAGGUGCCGCUGGCAGGACGUCCGUAUAGGACCUUAUAAACAAUAAGUAUUUAUGUAGAAAAAGUUGCAAACUAUCCAAAUGGAAAAUAGAGAGUACAAGAGCUGUCACGUAUCAAAAGAGCUCUAGUAAAAAACAGUAACCGGCCCGGCCAUAAAUAAUGCACAUCGGUUUUUCGUCUUCGUAAAGCGUUGUCUCUUUCUUGCUUAUGUGAUUGUGACGUUAAUUGUCUCUUUCCAAAGACCAAUAUGCAUUCUUUAUGGCCGUUUACUGGAUGAUUAUGUACACUAGGGAUAUAAUAUUUUUAAGUACAGUUAAUUAUGUUUUUGUGAGUUAAACAAAAGGACACCACUAGUCACAACAUGAGAGAGGUAGCUUGGUAGGUAUAGUGGGGACCGUCGACCAGAGCUGCUUAUACUCUUCUGAUAAGAAAACUUAAUCAUAUUAUUUAGAUUGUGCUCGUUAUAAUGGUCUCUCGAGAUUCAAUUCUGAAAAUUAAAUUGGGUACCUAAACAAGGUUUAACACCAGCCACUGAAAACCUCAGAUAUUCAUACAUUUCGGUUGUGUGAUCUUGACAUGGAUACUGGUAUUACUAAUUUACCUUUGACAUAUGCCUAUGGGUGCCUGAGAUUUUCAGUUGCUGCUGUAACACCCUGUAGUUUGUAUAUCGUUAGACUAACUGUUUUUUUCAUAAAGACGUAAAAUGACGCAAUAACGUUUUUGUACAUACUAAUAAGCUUAAAUAAAUAAGUAAUAAUGCUUAAUUUGUUAAAUUUUAUAAUAAAAAAUGAUAUCUU
Messenger RNA from Leguminivora glycinivorella, 1988 nucleotides. It is a transcript of the gene Taf11, whose product is annotated as transcription initiation factor TFIID subunit 11. The coding region runs from base 144 to 1082 and encodes 312 amino acids. Gene Ontology annotation, cellular component: transcription factor TFIID complex; nucleus. The record is from RefSeq and is a predicted model, not a curated record. Gene Ontology annotation, biological process: RNA polymerase II preinitiation complex assembly; transcription initiation at RNA polymerase II promoter. Lineage: Eukaryota; Metazoa; Arthropoda; Insecta; Lepidoptera; Tortricidae. Gene Ontology annotation, molecular function: protein heterodimerization activity; transcription coactivator activity. The transcript has 5 exons.